GAGAACCGCGUAAAUCUGAAAUAGCUUGUUUUCUUUUUCUUAUAAAUCUACCCGAUCCUCGUCUUUUUCCUAUCGUUCUUUCCAAUCUUGCAGUUAGGGUUCGUUUGGCCUUACUCUCUCUCUGCCUCAAUUUGAUUCUUGAGCUAGGGAGGGGGGGUUUGUUGAAUAAGGGGGCUGGACUAUUAAUUACAACAAAAAGAACUUGGCUCUGAUGGAGGUUAUUGGGGACGCCCUUCGCCAAGCGUUCAUGCCGAAGCACGAGUACGAGACCCUCCGGGAUGAGGACAAGGCGUGGGGCAAGCUUCAGAGACCUCUCGUAACGGCUUCCAUGGCUGUCAUUUGGCUCCUGGUGAUUAUCUGUACCACUAUCAGUUUGAACAUCGUUUUCCCUAGCGACAGUGGGAAGAGGCCGUUUUGCAGCGACGAGAGGCUUCAGCCUCUGUCUAUGAACGCCAAAGGAGGCGUAGGCGGAGAUUCCGAUCUGUUUCCGGGCGCCUAUUAUCUCACCGACCAGGAGACUGUGGAUUACUACUUGACGGUUGUCUUCUUUCCCUCCAUGCUCAUUUUCUUGCUCUCGGCUCUCUAUCUUGUUACAGGAAUCAUUGUUGCUUUUGCUGCUCCAAAAAGGCAUGAGUGCUUGAAGGUAGUCGAAAAUAAUUACUGUGCUUCAAAAAGAGGUGGGGUUCGUUGUCUGUCUGUGUUGAAUAUCGUCUUUGCCAUCAUCUUUGGUCUUCUUGCAUUAUUUCUUGGAUCAACCCUCCUCACAUUAGGGAACAGCUGCUCUGUACCCCUGUUUUGGUGCUAUGAGAUCGCAUCGUGGGGGCUGGUUAUUCUAUAUGGGGGAACUGCAUUCUUACUAAGAAGGAAAGCAGCUGUGAUUCUUGAUGAGGGAGACUUUAGUGGUCGAAACCUUGGGCUGGAAAUGUUGGAAGCGAAUCCCUUGGAAGUCACACCAGAGGUGGAAAGGCGUGUUAAUGAAGGGUUCAAGGUAUGGAUGGGGUCAUCCCUCCUAUCCUCUGAUGAAGAAGAUGAACCUGACAGUUACCAGGAAGGGCCUCAUGCUAUUCGCACCAAUUCUAACAGGCAAAGAGUGUGAUCUUCAAGUUAGACGUUCUGAAUAACACAUCUUCCUUGCAAUUUCUUAAUGACUUGAGCACUGGGAGUGGAUGGAGUUUUGGAUUAUGCACAAGCUUCUUGAACUGAUGUCAUGCAACGAGUUAAUGCUAUUUGGCUGGGGAUGAAGUCCAUUGUAGAAGGUGUCAUUCCAUUUGUCAACUUAGGUAAUGUAGCUUGUGAAUAACUAACGACUUUUCUUCUUUUUCUUCUUUUUCUUCUUUUUUUGGAGGGCGAUAGGAAAAGGAAAAGGGGGCUCCAAGUCAUGGACAAGCAAGACUUAGUUACCCUUGCUGAGUUUUGUAUCUAGUUUGGAAGAUCACUUAUUACUGAUAAAUACUUGGAACUUGACAUAUUUGUGCUUCUGUCCCAACAUGUCAAGAAUUUAUAGUUGUGUCGUCACAGAAAUGUGGCUUGGUUAUCACUUAUCAAAAAAAAAGAAAGAAAAAAAAAGAAAUGUGGCUUGGUUAUCAAUUAAUUGGUCUUAGGACAGUGCGCGGAGCUAGCUUUGUUUAGCUUGCAGCAUGGUGUUGUGAAUAUUUUGUCCGGCUGCGAAUAUAGGUGGUGGUGAAUGGUGAUGGUAUACAUGCACCGAGGUUUUGUGAUUAAUUUAGAAUGAUUUCCUUACUAUGGAUGUGCAUCAUCUUCAGUCGACAGAGCUCAAGGUAAAAUGCCCCUCCGGCAGAGCAUCUCUUUUUCAAGGAAUUGUUAGUGGGUAGGAUGUUCAACUCACCGUUUGUUGCUUAAAGGAUUGAGUUUUCUUUCGAUGCCAUUCGCUAUUUCUUACUAAAUAUUAGAUUCUCGACUUCAAGUUUGUUGUUUUGUUGUAUUUCUGUAUUAUUUUUUUUAAUGUAUUUUCUGUUGUUUUUUUUGUUUUGGGUUUAUGUCUCCUUGUAUUUUCUUGGUCUUAUCCAGUUGUGGAGACCUCUUAUCCAAUCUUUGUGUUGGUCCCUCUCUCUUCUUCAAUCCCUACUUCGGACUUAGAUAGUGCAUUUACCGCUUCAGCCUCUUUCUAAUAGUUAUUUUUAAGUGGGGGUGCAGAUAUUUGUGCCCUUUUUGUUUCUGUAACUGCUUCGUGCAACCCCGUGAGAUGAUUGGGUCACUUGUUUGAUCAAUUUCUUAACAUUUGUUUGUA
This is a messenger RNA of Alnus glutinosa, 2248 nucleotides long. RefSeq lists its product as uncharacterized. Lineage: Eukaryota; Viridiplantae; Streptophyta; Magnoliopsida; Fagales; Betulaceae. The transcript is spliced from 3 exons. Bases 212 to 1096 code for a protein of 294 amino acids. The record is from RefSeq and is a predicted model, not a curated record.